Messenger RNA from Macrosiphum euphorbiae (potato aphid), 897 nucleotides. NCBI's taxonomy places the organism in Eukaryota, Metazoa, Arthropoda, Insecta, Hemiptera, Aphididae. The record is from the annotation of a GenBank genome assembly.
AUGUUUUACGUGGCGGCUGCGUUGACGUUGGCUGCGGCUGCAGUGGCGGCGACGGCAGAGGCGCCGGAGUUUGUGGAGUUGACGACUUUCAACGUCAACAACAACAACAACAAUAUCGACCACAACAACAACAACAACAACGGCAGCGAGAGCAGUCACGACGACCGGCGACCGACGACCGGGCCACCCGCCUUGGUUGACCAACAACCGCCGCAGCAACAGCAACAACAACAACCACAGCCCAGGAGGUUCAGGCACGAGGCGUCCGCGAUCAGAGUCAUCUAUCAGACAGGGAGCUCGGAGGAAGAGUUGCCGGUGUGCGAAAAGUGGGCGGUGUGCAGCAAGGUGGACAUGUAUCAAUGGCCGUGGGUGGAGAGGCAGUGCAGGUGUCCGCCGGGCGUGCCGCCGUGCUCGCAAAUGCUGUCGCCGGCUGACGGGCACACCAUCACCGACAAAACGAGGCAGUUCAAGCUAUGCGAGCCCAUCAAGAUGUUGCCCAAAUGUCGUUACUUCCGUGACAUGGCGUGGACACUGCGCAGCGAGGGAAAUGGUACGCUGCAGACGGUCCACUGUCACUGUCCCAAGGGUUCGGUCGCCUACCUGCUGAAGCGGCAAGCGUACCAGACCGAGUCUAAACAGAUUGGUUACCAGUACUCGUUCGCAUGCUCCCCGCAGAGCAGGCUCCGGUGCCAGCGUAAAGAACCUUGCAGGCUGUUCACUGUGCGCAAGCGACAGGAGAUGGUGGACGAGGUGAACACCAACACGCUGUGCCAGUGCCCUCCGGAACACGCGUGUCCGUCCCAUCACACGGACGCUGGAGUGAUACAGAGUAAGAACUACUCGGAAGAGAACAUCCGGACGUACAGCGGAUACUGUAUGCAACCAUCGGCCAACUAA